This is a messenger RNA of Macrosteles quadrilineatus (aster leafhopper), 1649 nucleotides long. RefSeq names its product cardioactive peptide (gene CCAP). The transcript is spliced from 5 exons. The record is from RefSeq and is a predicted model, not a curated record. Lineage: Eukaryota; Metazoa; Arthropoda; Insecta; Hemiptera; Cicadellidae. Bases 20 to 433 code for a protein of 137 amino acids.
CGCGCCGUCCGCCGGAAGAAUGUACCCCCAAGUAGUGGUUUUGAGCUGCGUGGUGGCUGCUGUCGUACUUAUCUCCAAUUCACAACCCGCUCUGGCCGAUGACGUCAUUAUCCAGAAAAGGGUUUAUGAUGGAGAUUUAGCAGCCAUAUUUGAUCCCAAGAAAAAGAAGCCUUUCUGCAAUGCAUUUACAGGGUGUGGUCGCAAACGAGCUGACGAGUCCAUGGCAACCCUGGUGGACCUCAACAGUGAGCCGGCGGUGGAGGAGCUGAGUCGCCAGAUACUGUCAGAGGCUAAACUGUGGGAGGCCAUCCAGGAGGCUAGGGUAGAACUGCUGCGUCGGCACAACCAACAGGCUGAACGAGAGAGAUACGCUGUCAAGCCUUUCCCUCUCUCAUCUCUCAAGAAAAGAUCCAUAGACUACACCCAGUCAUAAGGUGUUUUCACCAUCAGAUGAAAAACUUUUGUUUAUUGUUUAGUGUUGUGUUUAGCUGUAAAUAAAACUUACCAUCAACCAUACAUAAGUAGUACCACUUUGAAUCCAUAAUGUAAAAUCUAUUAGAAAUGAUUAUGUACCAUAUCCCAAUUUGAGAAAAGUUGUGUUUCAAGAAUUACGUUUACACUAUAAAUAUGUUAUUCCUGGAAUUGGGAUAUGGGUGAAUAGGGUACUUACUUACUCACCAGGUAAAUGUUGUGAUGUAUCUAAGUGAAGGAUUAUUAUUUAGUAGGUAAAAAGAGAUUUAUUCAUUCAGUUGCAAUUAUAGCCCAGGCAAACUAGACUUGUAGCUCCUAAAAAUUGGGGAAAAACUUGAAAUCGUUUUAAUCUGCUCUGGAGAUCCUAAAUAAGUUAAAAAUGGGUUUGUGAAGGAUUCUGAAGUGAGCUAAGUGUAUGGGAGGCAAAAAACUAGGCCGAUUUUGCUCAAAUAUUUAGUUUUUCGCUUAUAACUGAAGAACAAUGCAUCCCACAAAAAAGUGUACGGAUACUUGUCUAAAGAACAAUAAAGUCCGCGUCGAAUUACGUUAAAAUCAUUAAAAUCGGUUCAGUCAUUCUGCCACAACAGGUUGUCAAACAAAAUAUAGCAUACACUCUGCCAUCUGGCGGAACACGCUGUAAUCAUCAAUAAUAGGAUGACAAGGAGAAUGUUAGAACUACUUUAACUUUGAUGACCUGUUGUAGCAGAACAACUGAACCGGUAUUAAUGAUUUUAACGUCGUUCGACGCAGAAUUUAAUGUUCUUUAGAAAAGUAUGGAUACACUUUUUGUGGGAUGCAAUGUUUUGAGUUAUAAGCGAAAACUAAAAAAAUGAGCAAAAUUGGCCUAGUUUUUUGCCUCCCAUACACUUAGCUCACUUCAAUAUCCGUCGCAAACUCAUUUUUAACUUUUUAGGAUCUCAAGAGCCGAUUAAAACGAUUUCCAGCCCUCUCCCAAAUUUUAGGAGCUACAGCUCUUUUUUUGGCUAUUUUGCCUGGGCUAAAUGAUUGAGGCUGCUAAGUAUAAACUGUUUUGCUAUAAGUUUUAACACAAGUAAGAGCAUAUAAAAUUUUCAAGAAUAACAUAAGGUACUACAAAAUGUUGUCCAGGAUUCAUUUAUGUGAACUUAAAAACUGUAUAGCAUAUGUAUGAACUGAAAAAUAUAUAUUAUUUUGAAAUA